Molecule: messenger RNA, 2313 nt
Organism: Spinacia oleracea (spinach)
Lineage: Eukaryota; Viridiplantae; Streptophyta; Magnoliopsida; Caryophyllales; Amaranthaceae
Exons: 13
Coding region: 381-1997 (538 amino acids)
Molecular function (GO): 5'-nucleotidase activity
Source: RefSeq, a predicted model, not a curated record
UGAAGAGGAAAGGAGUGUCAAUUUAUUUUUAAAGGGUAAACUCGUACGUAAAAAACGUAAAAAAUAAAGGUAUUUUUAGCUAAUAAAGCCGUCCAAUAAAAACUCUCAAAAAAAAAAAAUGAUGCAAUAAAGGUGUUUUUAGCUCACACGCUGUAUUACUCCGCAGCACACAAUUAAACUAACUAACCCGCCUACUCUUCCCCCGUCACCGCCGAAUUUCAUUUUCUGUCGGAACACCAACACGCAACUCUUCCUUCUCUCUCCAACUCCGUCACACACAGCAAGACUUCUUCAUCGAAAAACCCUAAUUCCUCCAAAUUCAUCUUCAUCACCAUCAAUGCAAUCCUGAAGUUUCAGCAAAUUCUUUCUCCUCCUCUGCCAUGGCUGCCUUCCGCAGGCUCAUUCCCUCCCGCUUCCGUGUUUUCCCUUGGACUUGCACUUCUUCUUUUAUUCUUGAAGGAAUUGGAGGGAGUUUGCGGCAUUUUAGUGACCAGAAAGUGCUCAGGAUCGAGGACGAGGUGAUCGAGGAUGAGGUCGAGAAAAUUCGGCGUGAAUUCGGUGCUGCCAAGGAGAGUUUCUUUAGAAUUCCACAUGCUCUUAAGUCUAUGCCUAAGAUGAAUCCUGAGGGGAUAUAUGUGAACAAGAACUUGCGAUUGGACAACGUUCAAGUUUAUGGGUUUGACUAUGAUUACACAUUAGCACAUUACUCUGCUGAUGUACAAGCUUUGAUAUAUGACCUUGCUAAGGAACAUUUAGUCAAUGAGCUUAGGUAUCCAGAAAGCUGCUUGAAGUUCAAGUAUGACCAUAGCUUCCCUAUUAGAGGUUUGUACUAUGACAAGUUAAAAGGAUGUCUCUUGAAGUUGGAUUUUUUUGGAUCGAUUGAGCCUGAUGGAUGCUACUUUGGUCGUCGUAAGCUUAGACGGGAGGAGAUAAUAGAGAUAUAUGGAACAAGACAUAUCGGUCGUCACCAAGCACAAGGGCUUGUUAGUUUGAUGGAUUUCUUCUGCUUUAGUGAGGCGUGCUUGAUCGCAGACAUUGUGCAACAUUUUGUUGAUGAAAAGCUGGAGUUCGAUGCUUCUUAUGUCUAUCAUGAUGUCAACCAUGCAAUUCAGCACGUUCAUAGAAGUGGAGUGGCUCAUAAGUCAAUCAUUUCUGAUCCUCAGAGAUAUCUUGUUAAAAAUGGUCAGUUGUUCUGCUUUUUGAAGAUGCUAAGAGAGAAAGGAAAGAAAUUGUUCUUGCUGACUAAUUCACCCUAUUUUUUCGUUGAUGGUGGUAUGCGCUUUCUGAUGGAGGAUUCCCUCGGAUUUGGAGAUUCUUGGAGAGAACUUUUUGAUGUAGUCAUUGCUAAAGCUAAUAAGCCAGACUUUUAUACUUCAGAGCGACCAUUCCGAUGCUAUGACAUAAACCAGGAUACCUUGGCAUUCUCCAAGGUGGAUGCAUUUCUUCCCAAUAAAAUCUAUUACCAUGGAUGUCUUAAAUCCUUUCUCGAAAUUACAAAGUGGCACGGGCCAGAGGUCAUAUACUUUGGCGACCAUUUGUUUAGCGAUCUUAGGGGGCCUUCAAAGGCAGGGUGGCGUACUGCUGCUAUCAUUUAUGAACUGGAAAAUGAAAUUCGAAUUCAGAAUGAGGACACUUACCGUUUUGAGCAGGCAAAAUUUCACAUUAUCCAAGAACUCCUUGGUAGAUUGCAUGCAACUGUUGUAGAGUCACAGAAAAGUGAAGCAUACAAGUCACUCAUGGAAGAGCUUAAUGAGGAGAGGCAAACGGCACGUUGCACAAUGAAGAACAUGUUCAGCAAAGCUUUUGGGGCCACAUUCCUGACGGACACUGGGCAAGAAUCCUCCUUUGCCUAUCACAUCCAUCAGUAUGCAGAUGUGUACACCAGUAAGCCAGAAAAUUUCAUGUUCUAUCCACCUGAAGCAUGGCUUCAUGUACCCUUUGAUGUCAAGAUCAUGCCACAUCAUGUGAAGGUAUCUUCAAGCUUGUUCAAGACAUAGGAGGUCAACAUUCUUUCAUUCGUUUAAGAUGGUCUUUUAGCUGGCCUGAAAUUUUGUUCUUUUGAGGUGAAGUCCGCUGGCUCACUCCAAAUGCAUUUUGUUUGCUUAUUUGAUGGGUAGCACUGUAAAGUUCGCAAUCCAGUUUUGUUGUGUACAGUGUACUGUAAACAUUUAGAUUGUGGAAAAUCUUAAAUGUAGCUUUAAGGGUCAUGGAUAACAAGUUAAUCGUAGGAUUCUAGAAAUAAUCAUGUAAUUACACUAAACGAUGAAAAAACAACUUUUAUACUACAUAUGGAGUACUAGUAAUAUUUUGGUA